AAAUAGGGGACUCAUAAAUCGAACCUAUACCAACAUUUUUUACUAUGUGAUUUUAAGUGAUGUGGGUUUGUGCUAUUAACGUGUUUUCGUGCAGGUGAAUUCACCUUGUCGAGGCGAAGGCAGCAGAACGGAGCCUUCUGCGCCAGAAGGUGGCAGUAAUGCACCCGGAAGCUGUUUGCCAACCAUCAUUAUAAAAAGAAGAAGAAGUACUGUUGUUAACCUGCUACGCUAACAUCCAACCGAACAUGAUGCUACUCGGCUAAAUGCGUUCGGAUCAACUCUUCUACUACACACGUGGUUUUGUUGUGUUUAUAGCACUUGUCGGCAGAAGUAAAGCAAGUCGCCAUCUUCCGUAUUCGGUCUUCGCUGCGUUCUCUGAGAAGUUAGUUGUCUAAAGCGUUCGAAUGGAAAUGUCAACAAUCCAGAGUUUAAGACAGUUUAUCCACGAGAGGUUACACACUGCUGCUGAAGACAUAUUUGGAUGUUUUGAAGCGACUGUCACAAAGUACGAGGAGGAGAUCGGUCGUCAGCGCAGACUGCUGGAUGUAACUUUGAAACCUGUAGUAAAGCUGCAGAGAAUAGAGCUCCCACUGCGAAAUGUCUGUAUCAAGGAAGAGUUUCCUGACCUGCUGGAGCGGAACCCCAGUCCAGACCAAGAGGAGCCAGAACCUCCACAGAUUAAGGAGCAGAAGGAGCAGCAGGAGGAGCACUGCAUCGAGCUCCCAGAGCAACAUUGUCUUAAUGAGGAGGAGUUUCCAUCUGACCAGCAGCUCUGGAACCUUGAGAGGAACCCCAGUCUGGACCAAGAGGAGCCAGAACCUCCACAGAUUAAAGAGGAGGAGGAGCACUGCAUCGGUCUGGAAAUAGAGCAGCUUGUACUGAAGCAGGAGGAUCAAGAUAACCUUUUGUUGAAUCCUACUUUCAAGGAAAGUGACCACAGUGAAGCAGAACCAAGUGACCACCAGCUCCUCUCCCACAGCUCAGCUCAGAGCCAAGAUCUCAACGGAGGCCAGCAUGGAAACUCAAAAUCAGUUAGUAAUGCAGAGCAGGCAUCAGAAAAGGGACAUCAUGUCAUCACAAGAGCAAAAGGGAGCACAAGUCCCAGUAACCUUUCAUGUAGCUCUACCAUGUCAAAGAUUGUGCCGAAUAUCCGCAAGAGUAAAAAGGUUUUCGAGUGCGACACUUGUGGAAAAGUCUUUAAGUGGAAGUCAAUAUUAAAUAGACAUCUUAAGGUUCACAUGGGCGAGAAACCUUUUUCUUGCAAAACCUGUGGGAAAAGUUUUGCGCGUUGCAAUAACCUGCAGAGACACGAGAGAACGCACACAGGUGAGAAACCAUAUCUUUGCAAAACCUGUGGAAAAAGAUUUGGUUACAAGUCAGCACUAAAAACACAUAUGAGACUCCACAGAGGUCAGAACCUGCAUUCUUGCGAAAGGUGUGAAAAAAGUUUCACAACUAGCACAAAGUUGAAGAUCCACGAGAGAACACACACAGGCGAGAAACCUUUUUCUUGCAAAACUUGUGGGAGAAGUUUUAGUCUGAGAACUACCCUACAGGUCCACGAGAGAACACACACGGGGGAGAAACCUUUUUCUUGCAAAACUUGUGGGAGAAGUUUUAGCAAAAGAAAUAACCUGCAGGUCCACGAGAGAACGCACACGGGCGAGAAACCUUUUUUUUGCAAAACUUGUGGGAAAAGUUUUAGUGCGAAAAAAACCCUGCAGUAUCACGAGAGAACUCACACGGGGGAGAAGCCUUUUUCUUGCAAAACUUGUGGGAAAAGUUUUAGUGCGAGAAAAACCCUGCAGUAUCACGAGAGAACUCACACGGGGGAGAAGCCUUUUUCUUGCAAAACUUGUGGGAAAAGUUUUACACAUGGAUGUAGUUUGAAAGUUCACAUGAGAAGCCAUAAAGGGGAGGAGUCGUAUCCAUGUACAACUUGUGGUGAAAGAUUUGUUAUCAAAUCACUUCUAACAAAACAUUUGAUGACCCACACAUAGCAAAACUGAUAUUUUUGUAAAAUGAUGUAAAGAUCUCUCACUUGCCAGUUUAUACAAAGUCCACAGGAGAAUACAUCCAGUUGAGAAGCCACACCAUGGCAACAGGAGAGGGAUAAGAUUUGCUCAUUAGUUUUCAAAGAAGUUGUUACUUAAUUAUUGUUUCAUUAAAUAAAAAUACAACAGUUAACGAAAACGACACUGGAAAUGUUUCAGGGGGACAAAAAAGUUAUGAACCUUGUUGUAGUUCAAUGCUUUAUGAAGUUCCAUCACCACUGACGAGGAGCAGACUUCAAUAACUUCACAAAGCAUUGAACUACAGCCAGGUUCAUCACUUACAUCUACACAAGAGAGAUAGUGUACAUUUGCAUUAGCUGCAUCUCUGCAACUGAAUGUGGAAAAUAUCCCAUCGAGGAGACAUCACAAUAUCUUUGAUGCAGUACAUGGUCAACAACAUUUGCUGAAGUACUCACGUUUCUGUUCUUCAUGUGACUGUCAUUGACAUUUACAUCUGCAAAGGAAGUGAUGUUUUCAUCCAUGUCUCUUUGUUUAUUAAUUUAUCAGCCAUUUAUACCAGAUGAUGCAGGAAGGGGACGGGGGUGAGAGAAAUUGAUUGGGUUUAAGGGGCAGAUCCAGGAUAUGUUAUUAUCGCUGAAUGUUGAGAGAUGUCAAUGUGUCAGGAAAGACUGUGGAACAAUAAGUAAAAAUCUGACAUAUUGGUGGUACAGAAAUUUAUAAGAACACAGUAUGUGGGGCAGAUUAUCAGAUGACUUCACUUUUUCUUUUCUUUUUCUAUUACAAAGAAGAAAAUAUGUUGUUAAUGUGUACACAGUCCUAAAUUACUCACUGUAAAUGGUUAUUAUUUGUACUACGUGCAUUCAAUACUUCAGUGCAGUUGCAGUUCAUUAAAGUUUCUUGAAAUAU
This is a messenger RNA of Platichthys flesus (European flounder), 2921 nucleotides long. RefSeq names its product gastrula zinc finger protein XlCGF57.1-like. Gene Ontology annotation, molecular function: DNA-binding transcription factor activity, RNA polymerase II-specific; RNA polymerase II cis-regulatory region sequence-specific DNA binding. Gene Ontology annotation, biological process: regulation of transcription by RNA polymerase II. Bases 405 to 2000 code for a protein of 531 amino acids. The transcript is spliced from 3 exons. The record is from RefSeq and is a predicted model, not a curated record. NCBI's taxonomy places the organism in Eukaryota, Metazoa, Chordata, Actinopteri, Pleuronectiformes, Pleuronectidae.